Molecule: messenger RNA, 1635 nt
Organism: Trematomus bernacchii (emerald rockcod)
Lineage: Eukaryota; Metazoa; Chordata; Actinopteri; Perciformes; Nototheniidae
Gene: fhl5
Product: four and a half LIM domains 5
Exons: 6
Coding region: 94-939 (281 amino acids)
Cellular component (GO): Z disc; nucleus
Molecular function (GO): transcription coregulator activity
Source: RefSeq, a predicted model, not a curated record
UUUGCCUCCCUGCCCCAUCGCUGUGCCUGGAUUGUUCGCUCUCUGCAGUCCAACCUCGCCACAUAUCAGCCGAGCUAAGAAAACCAAACAACAAUGUCCAUCAUGGAGCGUUUCGACUGCCAUUACUGCAAGGACUCCCUGCUGGGGAAGAAGUACAUAAUGAAAGAGGACACGCAGUACUGCACUAAGUGCUAUGAGAACCUGUUUGCUAACUGCUGUGAGGGUUGCUCUUUGGCUAUUGGCUGUGACUGCAAGGACAUGUCCUACAAGGAUCGCCACUGGCAUGAGAAGUGUUUCAAAUGUGCGAAGUGCAGCCGCUCUCUGGUGGAAAAGGCCUUUGCAGCUAAGGAUGAUUUGUUGCUCUGCACUGAAUGCUACGCCAACGAUUAUUCUUCCAAGUGCACCAGCUGCAAGAAAACCGUCAUGCCAGGAGCCCGUAAAAUGGAAUACAAGGGGAACAGCUGGCAUGAGACCUGCUUCCUGUGCCACCGCUGCCAGCAGCCAAUAGGAACCAAGUCCUUCAUCCCAAAAGAUAACGGCUACUUCUGUGUGCCCUGCUUCGAGAAGCAGUUUGCCUACCAGUGCUGUGCUUGUAAGAAGGCCAUAACAACAGGUGGAGUGACCUACCAAGACAAACCCUGGCACCGUGAGUGUUUCCUGUGCAUCAGCUGCAAGAAGCAGCUGCCCGGUCAGCGCUUCACCUCCAGGGAGAACUACCCCUACUGCCUCGAAUGCUUCAGCAACCUCUAUGCAAAGAAGUGUGUGGGCUGCACCAAGCCCAUCACCAGUCUGGCAGGAGCCAAGUAUAUCUCUUUCGAGGAGCGCCAGUGGCACAGCGAGUGUUUCUCCUGCGUUCAGUGCUCCGUGUCGCUGGUGGGCCGCGGCUUCCUCACCCAGCGAGACAACAUCUUGUGCACCGACUGCGGCAGGGAGAAGUGACCUUUCCAUGAAAAGGUCACAGCUUUAUCCGUAAACCAACAAGAGCUCCUGUUCUCCUUUGCAUGCCUGGUCUAUAAACAAACUCUAAAUGUCAGGUGCUUAUUUGGGUCAUAAAUUACCAUUAGUUCUCUCACGUUGCCCACACACAAAAACUUGGCUGUCUCCAUAAGGAUAGACAUAUUUCUUUAAUGUUAGGCUGCCAUUGCUCCACGGUUGAUGAAUGUUCUCUUUGUUUGUUCAAAUUAAAACUCUCAAAGAAAUCUCAAACAUUUGUUUGUUAUAGAUUCUUAGGAGUUAGGAUUUUAUACUUUUUUUUGUCUCGUAUGACAGUAAACUGAAUAUCUUUUGGAUUUUGGCAUGUGGAUCGGAUUUUAAAAAAAAAAAAGGUUUUGAAGAUGUCCCUUUGGACUUUGAGGCUCAUUUUAAUUAGUAUUAUCUUACAUUGAAUGUACAAAAUAAUAAUUUGUUGAUUUAUCCAACGAUCAACAACAUAAUCACAAGUUUGAUUCAUGAUGAAAAAUAAUUGUUAGUAGCACCCCCAAAAUAUGCUUUGCUUUUCCACAGGUCUGAUUUUGAUUACACAGGUUGCUGCUGUUUACUUACUGUGAUAUGUUUACCUGGAUAAAUGUAUUCACACUGCAGAAACAUAACAUUAUGCAUGAUUUAUGCUUAUUGGUUGUUCCAAUAAAGACCUUC